GAGGCGAGCGGAGCCCGGGCGGCGUCGAGCGGGGCGAGGGGCGCGGGCUGGAGCCGCUGCCCGCCCGCCCCACAGCCGGGGAGCGCCGCGGGAAGGGGUAGCUCGAGCUCGCCCCGAGCGAGGAGCAGCGCCGCAGCCAUGGGGAACCGCGGGAUGGAGGAUCUCAUCCCGCUAGUCAACCGGCUGCAGGACGCGUUCGCCGCCAUCGGGCAGAACGCCAACCUCGACCUGCCGCAGAUCGCCGUGGUGGGGGGGCAGAGCGCGGGCAAGAGCUCCGUGCUGGAGAAUUUCGUCGGGAGGGACUUUCUGCCACGUGGAUCUGGCAUCGUAACCAGGCGCCCGCUGGUCCUGCAGCUUGUAAAUGCCAGCACAGAAUAUGGUGAGUUCCUACACUGCAAAGGAAAGAAAUUCACUGAUUUUGAGGAGGUCCGUUUGGAGAUUGAGGCUGAAACAGAUCGUGUUACUGGCUCCAACAAAGGGAUUUCCCCUGUGCCCAUCAAUCUCAGAGUCUACUCUCCCCAUGUCCUGAACCUGACUCUGGUGGAUCUGCCGGGUAUGACAAAAGUCCCCGUGGGGGAUCAGCCCCCUGACAUCGAGUUCCAGAUCCGAGACAUGCUCAUGCAGUUUGUCACCAAAGAGAAUUGCCUCAUCCUGGCAGUGUCCCCAGCCAACUCUGAUUUGGCCAAUUCUGAUGCCCUGAAGAUCGCAAAGGAGGUGGAUCCUCAAGGCCAACGCACCAUUGGGGUCAUCACGAAGCUGGAUCUUAUGGAUGAAGGAACUGAUGCAAGAGAUGUAUUAGAAAACAAAUUGCUUCCACUCCGUAGAGGUUACAUUGGUGUAGUCAACAGAAGUCAGAAGGACAUAGAUGGCAAGAAGGACAUUCAGGCAGCUCUGGCUGCAGAGAGGAAGUUUUUUCUCUCCCACCCAGCCUACAGACACAUGGCUGACCGCAUGGGAACCCCCUUCCUGCAGAAAGUACUGAACCAGCAAUUGACCAACCACAUCCGUGACACCCUGCCAGGGCUGCGGAACAAGCUCCAGAGCCAGCUGCUUUCCAUUGAGAAGGAGGUGGAGGAGUACAAGAACUUUCGCCCUGAUGACCCUGCUCGCAAGACCAAAGCUCUGCUUCAGAUGGUCCAGCAGUUUGCUGUGGACUUUGAGAAACGCAUUGAGGGCUCUGGAGACCAAAUUGAUACCUAUGAGCUGUCAGGAGGAGCGAGGAUUAACCGCAUCUUCCAUGAGCGCUUCCCCUUUGAGCUGGUGAAGAUGGAGUUUGAUGAGAAGGAGCUGCGGCGGGAGAUCAGCUACGCCAUCAAGAACAUCCAUGGUAUCAGAACCGGUCUCUUCACACCCGACAUGGCCUUUGAGACCAUUGUGAAAAAGCAGGUGAAGAAGAUUAAAGAGCCUUGCCUGAAAUGCGUGGACAUGGUCAUUUCGGAGUUAAUCAAUACUGUUAGACAGUGCACCAAGAAGCUCAGCCAAUACCCUCAUCUGCGUGAGGAGAUGGAGAGGAUUGUCACCACUCACAUCCGGGAGAGAGAAGGCAGGACCAAGGAUCAGGUCAUGCUUCUAAUAGACAUCGAGCUGGCUUACAUGAACACAAACCAUGAGGAUUUCAUUGGCUUUGCCAAUGCUCAGCAGAGGAGCAGCCAGAUGAGCAAGAAGAAGGCAGCUGGCAAUCAGGAUGAGAUCCUGGUGAUCAGAAAGGGCUGGCUCACCAUCAACAACAUUGGGAUCAUGAAGGGUGGCUCCAAGGAGUAUUGGUUUGUCCUGACAGCGGAGAACCUCUCCUGGUACAAGGAUGAUGAGGAGAAGGAGAAGAAGUACAUGUUACCAGUGGAUAACCUGAAACUGCGAGAUGUGGAGAAGGGGUUCAUGUCUAGCAAGCACAUCUUUGCUCUCUUCAACACUGAACAGAGGAAUGUUUACAAGGACUACCGGCAGCUGGAGCUGGCCUGUGAGACCCAGGAGGAGGUGGAUAGCUGGAAAGCCUCCUUCCUUCGUGCAGGAGUGUACCCAGAGCGUGUUGGGGACAAGGACAAAGCCAGUGAGGCAGAGGAGAAUGGAGGAGACAGUUUCAUGCACUCCAUGGACCCUCAGCUGGAGAGACAAGUGGAAACAAUCAGGAACCUGGUGGAUUCCUACAUGGCAAUUGUCAACAAAACCAUCAGAGACCUCAUGCCGAAGACAAUCAUGCACCUCAUGAUAAACAAUACCAAGGACUUCAUCCACUCGGAGUUGCUGGCGAACCUGUACUCGUGUGGGGACCAAAACACGCUGAUGGAGGAGUCGGCGGAGCAGGCCCAGCGCCGCGACGAGAUGCUGCGCAUGUACCACGCCCUGAAGGAGGCCCUCAACAUCAUCGGGGACAUCAACACCAGCACCAUCAGCACCCCCAUGCCCCCACCGGUGGACGACUCCUGGCUGCAGGUGCAGAGCGUACCGUCCGGACGCAGGUCUCCCACGUCCAGCCCCACUCCUCAGAGGAGAGCUCCGGCAGUGCCGCCCGCCAGACCUGGGUCUCGCGGACCAGCUCCUGGGCCACCUCCUGCUGGUGGGUCCACGCUGGGUGGUGCCCCCCCUGUGCCCUCCAGGCCAGGUGCCUCUCCUGAUCCCUUCGGGCCCCCACCUCAGGUUCCUUCUCGGCCUAAUCGUGCUCCUCCUGGUGUUCCCAGGGCUCCCAAAGUCUGAAGUUGCCCCUUUUCUCCUGGCCCAGAGUUCUUCAAGCAGAAGGGGCCCCGCCUCACCUACUCGACCCACCAUAAUCCGACCGGCCGAACCGUCCCUCUUAGAUUUAUAACUUGAGGCUGUAGACAGCUGGCGACGAGCGCCGUGCCGGCGGCUUCCCCAUCCCACCCUCCCUUCCUCAGCCACAGUCACUCCUCUCAUCCAUCCCACAUCUCUGCCUCCCGCCACCCCCUUCCCAGUGUGUUGUAAAAAAACACUAGUGAUCGAGCUCUUCGUCUUCGCUCGUGCGUCCUGUAUUGCUUUGUGAGCGUAGAGUAGCCUUCAUUCAGUGGCAUGGAUCCCUGAAGUACACAGGCUCCUUGGAGAGAUCAGCCACAGGGACACCCUUAAGUCCAAGUGGUGGCUGUCCAUCCAGUAAUUCCAUCUGCCUGGAUAAGUGUCCUGCCUGCACCACUUAGUUGUAGCACCCAGGACUGAUCUGUAGCUAUUUUCUUUUCUUGUAGUUAAGACAAAGGUGUGACUUAGGGGAAAAAAAAAAACACAUGCUGUCGAAACACGUGACACCGUUAGGAACAGAUUAGAUGUCCUGUGUAUUAGUUUGACUUCUAAGGUGCAAAAUUUCAUGUUGGGAACAGUGCAAUCAACCUUUUAUCAAAGUGAGGCAGGGAGGGGGGGAAUGAAUGGAUCUAGUCCUGCUAGAGUGAAGUCUGAGAUAGCGCACACACCUCAGCGUGCAGGAGCACACAGACCUGCUCGGCUCCCCAGGGCUGGGGAAUUCCUGCUGGGGACACACUGGCUCCUGCCAGCAGUUGUCUUGCAUCAUCAUUUUUGGCUGACUUUCCUGACACCCCAGCGGGGCGAGGGGAAUAGACACGCUGCUCCCCCCUUGCACACAGACAGCCAAAUGUUUCAGGGAGUUCGCUGUGUGAUGUUCUGUUGAAAAUAUUUCUGCUUUGAAUAAGCACAUCUUUCAGUGUUUUUGGGGUACUGUGGUGACUUUCUUCCGUAGCCUUUUUCUUGCAUGUGGAUGGUACGUGUUUGGGGAAACUUGUAACCGUUGUUGAUCACAACUCAUCUUAAGGUUUGGUUUUUACUCUUCAUGCUACAUGUAUUAAAAAAAAAAAAAAUCAAAAAACUUGAGAAUUAAAAAAAUAUAUCAACCCUGUACAUCUCAGAUGUCAUGUCUCUACCAGAGCUGAAUGAGCCACCUGUGUUCCAGGCUUUCCUCCAGGCCUGAUUCACGUUGAAGUUCUCUCGUUUCAGUGCUAUUGCUCUUAAUUUCUGUUGUGGAUCCUCUAUUGUUCUGAUGCCAGUUCCUUUCUGUAUUUUAACUAUUGUUUUACUACUUCUCCUCCUUUUCCUUCCCUCUCCCUUUUUCUUUGUUUUUUCUUGUCUUUAACCUCCAGCCGGCCGGGUAAGGCCAGUCCCGCCCGCCCGGAGAGCCCAAAACCACCAUUUGACAUGUAGUCCUGCUCCCUCUGAGACUCUUUGCCUGCUCUUAGCUGUUCUGUCCUGGAAUGGUCUGACUCGAAUCUCACACAUGGCUUGUUUUCUUUGUAAUUUGUGACACACACAUAUCAGAUGUGAUUGUAGUGAAACUGUUUUUUGGGGGGGGGGGGUUUUUUGUUUGGUUUUUUUUUUUUUCUUUUUUCUUCCCAGCUGCUUAAAGGAGUUAAACAAGUAUAUUGUAGUAAUGAGAAACAUAUCUUUACUGUUAUAAAUAUCUAUAAAUAUAUAUAUAAGAUGAAAAAUCUAUAUAUGUCCAGGUGUUUAAAGCCAUUUGUGCUUCCAUGUGAAUUUUAGGAAAUACUCAAGUAGGAAAAGAAUAUCUAUAUACAUAUAUAUAUACACAAAGACAUCCAAAAAGUUAACCAAAUCCCAAUGUUGAGUUUUUGAGCUGAUUGUUAAAUUCUCUGCUGUGUGCAGUUGGGUUAUUGUAUUACCCCAGACUUGUGGGUGAACUGUCUCAGUGCUGGUAGUAGCUGUGAUGCAGUUUGUGAUCUACCUGUCACUCUCGUUUAUUGGAUGAAAUAAACUCUCAUUUCUGUAUAAUGAAGGUCUCCACGACUAGAAUAAAACCAUCUCUCUUUC
Messenger RNA from Pseudopipra pipra, 4779 nucleotides. RefSeq names its product dynamin 1 (gene DNM1). Gene Ontology annotation, molecular function: GTPase activity; GTP binding; microtubule binding. The record is from RefSeq and is a predicted model, not a curated record. The coding region runs from base 139 to 2691 and encodes 850 amino acids. Lineage: Eukaryota; Metazoa; Chordata; Aves; Passeriformes; Pipridae. Gene Ontology annotation, biological process: receptor internalization; synaptic vesicle endocytosis. The transcript has 23 exons. Gene Ontology annotation, cellular component: microtubule; membrane; cytoplasm.